Messenger RNA from Paramecium pentaurelia, 449 nucleotides. Lineage: Eukaryota; Ciliophora; Oligohymenophorea; Peniculida; Parameciidae. The record is from the annotation of a GenBank genome assembly.
AAUGAGUAAAAAAGAGGACAUCAUAGAAAUAAACUUGGAAGAGAAAAUUCAAUAGAAUAAAAGAAAUAAGUAGAAUGUUAGAAAAGGGUACUAAGAGAAGAGAUAGAAAAUUUAAGCAUUUUUUGGUGAUAGACAUAGAAAUGAUGAUCGUAAUCCUGGAGCAAUUGUUGACAUAACAAAUUUACAUUAUAGUGUUACAAAUGAUGAGUUGAAAGAGUUGGCUUAAUAAUUUGGAAAGGUGAGGAAAGCUUAAGUAGAAUGGGAUAAAAUGGGCAGAUCUCUUGUAAAAAUUAAAUAUAAUUUAAAGGAAUAAGGUUAUAUUGAGUUUUUUUAUGUUUCUGAUGCAAAAAAGGCAGUCGAGAGUUUAAAUAACACAACAAUUGAAAGUUUACCAAUGAAAGCUUAAUUAAGAGAUUCAACAAUAAGAAGAGGCAUGUUCAAGCGAUGAU